This is a messenger RNA of Strongylocentrotus purpuratus (purple sea urchin), 526 nucleotides long. RefSeq lists its product as uncharacterized. Lineage: Eukaryota; Metazoa; Echinodermata; Echinoidea; Camarodonta; Strongylocentrotidae. The transcript is spliced from 3 exons. Bases 140 to 526 code for a protein of 128 amino acids. The record is from RefSeq and is a predicted model, not a curated record.
UUAUCGAUCGCACCUUCGCAACGAGUGCAUGCAGUCACUGAUUGUAUAAAGAGAUGCAGAUGCGUUGGCAUAAUUAUUAUCAUUCCUAACCGCAAAGUCGAGAGGGUUACAAAACAUUACUCAUCAGCGGCUAGCCUGGAUGGAGAACCUAACACCUGCACCCCUAUCUUGUAUGAGUCAGCGCGGGAGGAGAAGAGAUGCUGCCCUGGUAUUCAGUUGGAUCUUUGUUUGGAUCUUUGUGCCAGCCCUCUUUGGUGGAGCGUUUUCUCAGCCCCUCAACCAGACCUACAUUCUCCAGCCAUGUCCGAUAAACAAAUCCCUUGUAAUUGUGUCUGUCACGUGGGGGAAGGGGUCAGCAUACCCAAGAGAUGAAACGGUGAUCGCCGAAAGAAACCGCAAAGACAAGGAUGAACAUACAAAUGAACACUUUUCAGUAGACAAAGAGUACCAACUUGUCAUCCAGAAUGCUACUCCGAACGACAUGGGAAUAUACUGGUGUCAGGACUCUGGAUUGGUAGUCGACUAA